Messenger RNA from Cynara cardunculus var. scolymus (artichoke), 390 nucleotides. Its product is annotated as acidic leucine-rich nuclear phosphoprotein 32 family member B-like. The record is from RefSeq and is a predicted model, not a curated record. The transcript has a single exon. NCBI's taxonomy places the organism in Eukaryota, Viridiplantae, Streptophyta, Magnoliopsida, Asterales, Asteraceae. The coding region runs from base 1 to 390 and encodes 129 amino acids.
AUGGCAUUGGAGAACCCUAAAGAGAAUGUCAGGGAGAAGACCCCUGAGGAUGCCAUCGAUGAUGAUGUUGUGGUUAUUGCUAACCAUGAAGACCUUCCUCCUUCCACCUUUGCAUUUACAAAUGCUGGUGAAGAGGAGGAAGAUGAUGAUGAUGAGGAGGAUUUUGAGCCUCAGAUCCCAGACAUAGGUACUGACCUUGGUGGUGAUGAUGAUGACAACAAUGAUGAUGAUUUCUCUAUUCAAAUUAUACCAAGACAGCCUUCUUUUGAAACCCAUGAGGAUGAGGAAGAUGAAGAUGAAGAUGAAGCUUUCAACCUCAUACCCAGGAAGUCAUCAAGACAACAUGUAUGCUCAGAGGUUGAAGAAGACGUGAGUAUGGCCAGCUUAUAA